This is a messenger RNA of Saccharomycopsis crataegensis, 1134 nucleotides long. RefSeq names its product hydroxymethylbilane synthase (gene HEM3). The record is from RefSeq and is a predicted model, not a curated record. Gene Ontology annotation, biological process: heme biosynthetic process. Gene Ontology annotation, cellular component: cytoplasm. Bases 1 to 1134 code for a protein of 377 amino acids. Gene Ontology annotation, molecular function: hydroxymethylbilane synthase activity. The transcript has a single exon. NCBI's taxonomy places the organism in Eukaryota, Fungi, Ascomycota, Saccharomycetes, Ascoideales, Saccharomycopsidaceae.
AUGACUCUUGCAGAAGAUAAUAACCCUUUUCAAUCCAAUAUAGUUCAUAUCGGUGGCCGGAAGUCCAAGCUUGCCGUGGUUCAAUCAGAAUCCAUUAAGGCAAAAAUAGCUACUCUUCAUCCAGAUUUUUCAAUAGAUGUCCUUGCUUUCUCCACUCUUGGUGAUAAAGUGCAAAACGUCCCACUUUAUUCAUUUGGUGGGAAAUCUCUUUGGACUAAAGAGCUUGAAAUCCUUCUUAUGCACAAAAUCGACCCUUAUGAGAAACUUGAUCUUGUUGUUCACUCAUUAAAAGAUUUACCAACUGUUCUUCCUCCAGAAUUUGAAUUGGGUUGUAUAACUGAACGUGAAGACCCAACUGAUGCACUUUGUAUGGCUAAAGAUUCGCCUUAUAAAACCCUUAAUGAUUUGCCUGAUGGAUCUGUGGUUGGUACUUCAUCGCUUCGUCGUUCUGCGCAACUCAAGAAAAAUUUUCCAAACUUACGUUAUCAAGUUAUUCGUGGUAACGUCAUCACUAGACUUGCAAAACUUGACGAUCCCGAGACACCAUUCAAAUGUAUCGUGCUUGCUACCGCUGGUCUUAAACGUCUUGAUCUUGCACAUCGUAUUACCAUGACUUUGAAUCUUGAUAAUUCUGGAAUGUACCACGCUGUGGGACAAGGGGCUCUUGGUAUUGAAAUUAAGCGCGGUAAUUCUCAUAUCAAGAAACUUCUACAAGAGAUUUCACACAAGCCAACUACUAUCUGUUGUUUGGCUGAACGUGCUCUUAUGCGCACCCUUGAAGGUGGUUGUUCAGUUCCAAUUGGGGUGGAAACUUCUUACGAUCCAAGCACUAAAAAUCUUACUUUGAAAGGUAUUGUGAUUUCUCCAAAUGGUAAAGAAUCUGUGGAAGAUGUUUUUGCUCAGAAAAUUAAUGAUGAUAAUCUAGUAGAAGAUUCUGAAAAUGUGGGAAAAACACUCGCUCACAAGUUGGCUCAAAAAGGUGCAAAAAGAAUUCUUGAAGAGAUUAACUUCGAAAAAAUUAAAUCCGAAGAAGAAUUGGCUAAAAAGAGUGAGGCUGAAAUUCCAAAAGAAACUUUACAAAGAUUGAAAGUUGAGCAUACAGAUUUGCCUUUAACUGAUGGUUUGGAGUUAUGA